Molecule: messenger RNA, 1305 nt
Organism: Loa loa (African eye worm)
Lineage: Eukaryota; Metazoa; Nematoda; Chromadorea; Rhabditida; Onchocercidae
Exons: 6
Coding region: 1-1305 (434 amino acids)
Source: RefSeq, a predicted model, not a curated record
AUGCAAAAGUUUAAUAAUCACUUUGUAAAGAAUUUCGAUGCUGCUAACUGGGCAAUAAUUCUGGAUGAAAUGGCAUUUGUAAAUCGGGAAUUGUUCGAGAUUUUGAUGUCAACUGCUGUUGCAGAGAGACGAGCACUUCAGAUAGAAACAGCCGAAGAAGAGAAGUAUAGAAUUAUAGCAGAAAAACUUGUAUUGAAACGGAUCGAAUUGCGCCAAGAAUUGUAUUUUCAAAUGAAUAGUUAUGAAUCAUUAAGAAAACAAAUCCAUCAAACUGAAACCGAUCUGACAAAUCUUCAAAAAGUUAUUGAUGUAUAUGAUGCCGAAUAUUGGCAAUUAGAUGAUGCGAGACAUUAUUUACAAUCACAACUUUUCCAACUGCAAGAACUUCUUCGUCGUUCUCAGCGUUAUUGCUGUUUCAAUUCAUCUAGCAAAUCAUCCUUGCCACUUAGUGAUAGUGGUGAUAAGAAUAAGAAUAUAGAAUGCGAAAGUGAUAAGUGCUUAACGAUGGGAAGAAAAUAUAAUGCAAUGAUUCCGUGCUGUGACAUAUCAAAGAAGAAGAAUUAUGAUAUCACAAAUGCCAAGGGUAAAGGUCAGAUGGUAACGAAAACAAUGCUAAAGAUAAAUCCGUUUGUAUCGGAUGUUGUUCAUGAAGGGAUAAAAUCAAUGAAAAAUGUGGUCAAAGUUGCUACAAGAUCAAAAGUUGGCGAGAAAUCUGGUCAUGAACCUUUGCCAUCCCCGGAGAAAUCAUUACAAGCCGGAUCAACGACAAAAUUGAAACAGAUGGCAAAUGAGAAGUCAAUUUCAAGUGAAUCUGACUUUAUGUGGAACAAGAAGGAAGCUGAUUCAAACUCGAAUCAAUCAGUAUCACCGAGUUCACCAUUACCUUCGAAUGCAUCCUAUUUCCUCGUCAAACAACAUAAAUUACCAUUUGAUUUCAAAUUAAUGGAAAUCAAGGAACAAACCGAAUGUUCCGGGCCGGUCAGACCAACCGAAAUUGCUGCUUUGUCAUUGAGACAUGUAAAACCUCGAAGGUCACUGGUAGAUUCAAAACAGACAGAAAAAAACAAUGAAGAAAUUAAAAACGUAACAGUAGAUGAAAUCGCCACUGAUCACGAAAGUACCACUGAUCUUCAAAGCAGUAAAGAUAUCGAUUCAAGCAAAUCUAGCAGUGUUUCGAUAUCGGACGGUGAAACAACCGAUUUGAUGUCUGAAUCCAUUUCGUUUUCGGAUAUGUCAUCAAAAAAAUCGGAUUCCGUAUCAUCAGUUAAUAUUGAUAUCAAUGAACAGGAAAAGAAGGUAUUUUAA